AUGUCCGAGCCUCGAAUUUCAACGAGUUCCGAGCGUACCACCGAUGACAAUGCUGGAUCAAUGAUCGAAGCCAACAACGAAAGUAUUGGUGAGAGAGUAACGUCACCGUUGUCCAAGAACGAAGUCAAAACGGAUCUGGACGAAGACAUAGCUCUGAGACCGGAGAUUGCCAGAGUAUUAAAUUCGGAUCUUGCCAUCAACGCAUUGUUAUCGCGAUUGAAGCAAUCUCUAUUGACCUGUGAGGAGCUCACAAAGUUCGUGCGUAAGAAAUCGUUCAUGGAGGAUGUACAUGCUCAGGAGCUAGGUAAAACGUACAAGAAUUUUUUCCAAACCAGUGGAUCAAGCUCUUCCCUGCAAAGAAGUAUUCACGGUGUACUGGACUUUGAUGGGAAAUUAGCUCAAGUCAAGAACAGCUACGUCAAAGCUUUGCAAAAAAUGGGUGAAGAGCUGGGUGCUUUGUUAUUAACUAUAAGCAAAAUGCGGAAAGGGCUCAAAGAAACGAGUCGAAGGCUGGAAAAAGAAGUUGCAGAAGCGAUUCAUAUGGCAGAGAAGGCCAAAAACAGGUAUCUUUCAUUGUGUCAAGAUUGGGAAAAAUUAAGAAUGGCAGACCCUUCCAAGACAAAGCUAACUCUUCGGGGCUCGAAAACUACUCGCGAGCAAGAGGAAGACUUGCAAAGGAAAAUUGAUAGCGCCGACCUUGAUUUCAAGCAAAAAGUUGAUCAUUCAACGUCUUUGAGGAAUACUUUCAUAUCGAAGGAAAGGCCGAAAAUCGUGUCUGAGGUGAAAGAUUUGAUUUUGGAAAUCGACACUGCGAUGGCAAUUCAAUUGCAAAAAUACACAAUUUGGACUGAAACGCUCAUACUCAACAGUGGUGUUACCAUCACUCCGUUCGACACUUCCAAAUCCAUGAAAUCGGUUGCUGUUUCCAUGUCUAACAAACAAGAUUUGUACAAUUUUCUAAACAAGCACAACCAGGGAUCCCGGAUCAACAACUUCAUAAACAAAAACCUCAUACCCGUUGAGUACAGGCAACAUCCCUCGAUGGUCAAGCAUCCACAGGACAAGAAUAACUUCAAUAAGCUCGGAGCGCAAAAUCGUACUGUGCCAAGUGGACAAUCUUUCAGCACAACAACGAACAGUCUGCCCAAGAGGAUUGUUUCCACACAUCAUGAAUCACCUUUCGAGUCACAGAAAACCAAGAGCGCUCAUUCAACUGGUUCCGGCGGCAAUUUCGGUAAUGUUGGCAUUACAGCUCAAGAACCGGCCACAAGAACCCGAGCAGGGGCUGCACCACCAGCACAUAACAAGCCCGUUACUUCAAUGGUAGACGCGGUGAGCAACGUGCCCGAAGGCGUAGUGAAUAACGUUCCAGAAGGCGCAGAUCCCGGUGGUAAAGACUUUGCCACACUAGACCCCGGCAAUGGCACCCGGACGGCAAGUUUAACAACAUCUAUGGUAACAUCUGCAACCGAUCGGCCAGUAUCCCAUGUUCCAUCCUCUGGUUCUCUUCCUCCUGGUAUUAGCAAGAAUGUGAAAACAUUUGGUGUGCCACUAGAAAAUCUAAUGGAGUUUGAACAAGAAAUGGUCCCUGCUGUUGUGCGACAGUGCAUUUAUGUCGUAGACAAACACGGUCUCGAUCUUGAAGGAAUUUACAGAAAGUCCGCAAAUGUUCUGGAGGUUAGUAAACUCAAAGAAGAAAUUGAUAAAGAUCCUUCAAACAUUUCAAUGAUUGUGCCUCCUAAAAAUUACACAGAGUCUGAUAUCUACUUGGCUGGCUCCAUUUUAAAAGCAUUUUUCUCCAACCUGCCGACUCCACUUCUCCCCCCUUCGAUGACCUCUGACAUCAAGACUUGUCUCUCAAUACAGGAUCCCGUCACCAGGAAAAAUUUCAUGCAUGGUCUGAUAUACAAGUUACCUGAUAGCCAGUACUGGACCCUGAGAUCUCUGAUUUUUCAUCUCAUGAGAGUAAUCAGUCAUGAAUCAUCCAACAGAAUGAACCUGAAAAGUAUUUGCAUUAUCUGGGGGCCAACCAUCAUAGCACCAAGUGACACGGAUAUUAACGACGUCAACUAUCAAAUCCAAGCUAUGGAAGUCCUCAUAGACGCCGCAACCCAAGCUUUUGAGCCCGAGUAA
This is a messenger RNA of Lachancea sp. 'fantastica', 2133 nucleotides long. The record is from the annotation of a GenBank genome assembly. Lineage: Eukaryota; Fungi; Ascomycota; Saccharomycetes; Saccharomycetales; Saccharomycetaceae.